UGUUAGCCUGGUUGCUAAUAAAGCCAGCUAAAAGGAGUACUGCCUCGGUGCUUAUUCUACUUGCUACCACCUUUACACAUAACAAUUGGCGACGAUAGAUGGAGGGCUCUGCUAAUUCAUGCUCUCGGCACAGAAGGACAACGUUUGUCCUACACCUUACUGGACACUGGCACUACGUAUGCUGAAGCCAUGGCGGCUUUGGAAGGUCAGUUUGUACCAAAAGUUAAUACUGUCAUGGCUCGCCAUCAGUUCAGACAGAGGGCUCAACGCGCUGAUGAGACGGUGCCUCAGUAUAUUGCAGCGCUGAGGGAAUUAGCGGCUACGUGUGCUUAUGCUAACAUGGAAGAAGAGAUGCUGAGGGAUCAGCUUGUUGAAAAGGCUUGUGCACCAGCAGUACGAGAGAAACUUUUACUGGAAAAGUCAUUGACUCUGGACUCUGCCAUUACACUUGCAAGUCAGGUUGAACAAGCUCUGCAAUCUUCCAGUGUGCUAACCGGUGCUGCUGCAUUCUCCACGUCAUCGGAGAGGAGAAAAACACCGCUCUGACGCUAUUGGCGGCUGCUGGUCUUUCAAGGAGGGGAAGCUCAUUUUCGGCCUACAUCAUAAAAUGUGUCCGUUUAUUUAUACGUAAAUUCUACCCUCCGUUCCUUUUCAAGAAAAUGAUCUGUGACCCUGUCGUACCAACUAGGCGUCUUUUCCAGGGACUUGACCAGUGUCCUCUCAAUGGCCAGCAGAGCUCGGCUGCUUAGAUGGUUUCAUCAAGAGGCAUCAAAUCAAACUUUGCCACGAUCCCCUUCAGUCAUUCAUGUUGUUGCUGCCAAACUUUAACUCUGUUCUCCUCUCUGCUCCUGUCAGCUGUUAUUUUAGGUGGAGUCGUCACACCCUCCUCCACCCCAUUCACCUCAAGUCACCUUAUCCAGAGCUCAGGACAAGCUCAUCAAAAGCCCGCUCCUCUUCAUAUCCAGUCCAGUCCAGUCCAGUCCAGUCCAAUUUAUUUAUAUUGCACUUUUCAAAAACACAAAGUUGCCAAAGUGCUGCACAAAACUACACAUAAGCAUAUACAGAAAUAUAUAGAAAUCCACAUAAGAAUAUACUGAAUAUCCACGUAGGACUAUACAGAAAUACACAUACGAAAUAUACAGGUCAUAGAUACAGAAGCGAUACAGACAGUACAGCGCCAGCUCAAGGGAUAAAAGACACAGAGACAGGUUGGUCUACUCGUCAACCAGAAUCAAAAGCCAAGGAAAACAAGUGGGUCUUGAGGCGGGACUUAAAAGAUUCUACAGUGGGGGCCAUUUUGACAUGGGCAGGCAGGACAUUUCAUAGCCUAGGGGCAGCUACUGAGAAGGUGCGGUCACCUCUUGUUUUCAAGUGGCUUUUUGGGACCACAAGCCGCAGCUUUAUGUGUCAUGGAAGUGUAGUAAUACAGUGUUUUCCUUUGGAGUAAAAGGAGAAGUACACAUUGCUGUUCUUGGUCAUGGAUGAUUUUGUUCGGAACAAAUUAACUGAAUGGGGUCUCAGUGAGUGGAUAGAAACAUUUCGAGAUGAAGGCAUUGACACGGAAAGUCUUUACUGUCUUGGUGAUGAAGAAAUCGCUGCCUUGAUCCCAAAACAGGGACCCAAGGCAAAAUUCAAGAAGAGACUAGAGUUGUUAAAGGGGGAACAAAACACAACAAAUCCAGAAACAGUUGUUUCUCCUGCUCAAGUUCGUCCAUCCACCAGUGCUUCAAGUGAUAAAGAAAAGAGAAAGUUGGAUUUUCAGGGCGAGUCCAGCAAAUGGCAAUCAUCGACCAAGAAACAACGAUGUGAACCUAGACCGCGGUCAUACUCAGAAAUCACUGACUUGAUCCCAAAACUGGGACCUGGGGCAAAAUUCAAGAAGAGACUAGAGUUGUUAAAGAAGAAACAAAACACAACAAAUCCAAAAACAGUUGAUUCUCCUGCUCAAGUUUGUCCAUCCACCAGUGCUUCAAGUGAUAAAGUGAAGAGAAAGUUGGAUCUUCAGGGCAAGUCCAGCAAAUGGCAAUCACCAACCAGAAAACAACAAUGUGAACCUAGACCAGGGUCAUACUCAGAAGGCUUUAUACUGUCUGAUGUGAAAACCAUCAUGAGAUAUGUCCAAAAAAGGCUACCAGACCAAGACAACAAACUCAAUCAGUUCCUCAAGAAGAAAAUUAAGGAUUUGAAGAUCGACAAGAGGGAGCUGGUCGGUGUCUUUGGUAAAACUGGGGCUGGAAAGAGCUCUCUGAUAAAUGCUGUCAUUGGAGAGAAGAAUCUCUUGCCUUAUGGGAGGGUCAAAGCAUGUACCACAGUCAUGAUUAAAGUGGAGGCUAACAUGCUACACCAAAGAUAUGAGGCAGACAUAGAGUUCAUUACAAAAGAGGAGUGGAAAGAUGAGUUGUGGUCUUUGUUAAAUUUCCUUGGGGAUAACGCCAAUCGAGAAGAUGAUCAGGAAGAUGACGAGGAUCAUGACACUGCUGACAAGCUGUCAGCGCUGUAUGGAGAAGAAUGGAAAGACAAAUCCCUUGAAAACCUCAUAGAUAACAAGUAUUUUAAAGAAGUUCCAGAAUUUCUCCAAUCCAAGAGAAAGCUUUUGACUUCUGAAUCAGCUAAAGAGCUAUCUGCAAAAUUAGUCAAAUACACAAGGAGUGAAUCAAACAAUGGAGAAGGAAAAGAAGUAAAGAAGUGGUAUUGGCCACUGGUGAAGUGUGUGACUGUGAGGGUCCCUAACAAUGAUCUUCUCCAGCAUGUCACACUUGUUGAUCUUCCUGGAAAUGGGGACCGCAACAAGAGCAGAGACCAGAUGUGGAAAGGGGUUGUUGGAAGUUGCUCUACAGUCUGGAUUGUGACUGAAAUUAAUCGAGCAGCAACAGAGCGUGAAGCCUGGGACAUCCUGAAAAGUGCCAGUAGCCUCAUCGGAAAUGGUGGCGAGUGUCAGCGCAUCCACUUCAUCUGCACCAAGUCUGAUGAUAUUGGAGAUACGGAUGAUCGUUCAAGAGAUGCUGUUCGUGCUCUCAUAUUUAAAAACAACAAGCAAGCCAAGGAAGAAGUGAACAAAGAAUUCAGAAAACUCAAGGAGGUUAAGAAACAUUUCAGUUAUGAAAGUUUCAAAGUCUUCACAGUGAGCUCCAAAGAGUUUCUGAAGCAAAAACGUCUGACGCCAGAGGAAACUGAAAUACCCAGACUUCAGGAAUUUCUGCAAGAGCUCAAUGACUGUCACUCAGAGACAUUAAACUAUGUGUCAGGAGCUCAUGGGAUCCUCUCUCUGAUUCAAGGGGCCAGAAGUAGAGCAGGGGCCGACAAAAACACAGAUGUGUGCAGAGAGCUGAAAGAAAAGAUGAAGCAGGAACUUAAAAAAAUUAGACAGCCCAUGCAGAAGACUUAUGACACCUUUGAAAGAUGCCUCAUUGAGGGGGUUGAAAAAUCCAAAAGUUCCUGGGAAACACUCUUGAAGUCGGUCUUAUAUCCUCCUAGAAUGAAGGGCAGCGCUUUUCACGGGAUACUGAAGUGCGUAGUUCAGAAUGGCGGCACUCACCAAACAAAGAAAAAAAAACUAAUAAACCUCAAUAUGAAGUUAACUUCAUGCCUGACUGACAGCAUUGAUGAGGAAUUCAAGAAGACCUUCCCAAAUGAAGCAAAAUGUGGACCAUUCAACGGGAUCAUCAACUCAUUUUCACUUGAAACAGAGAGGCUGAUGAGAGAGAGGCAAGAGUACAAAGAUGUCGAACUGCAACUGAUAUUUCUCAAGACAGAGGAAGAAAAAAUGAAGACAAAACUCAACAAAAUCAUCCGGAAGCAAAAGAAAAUGAUCUACAAGAGUCUGAUGGAGACAAUUGAGGAAAACAUGAAAGAAUGCUACAGAGAAGCAGCAGAAAUUAGCGGAGAAGGCUCACUGAAAAAAAUGAGGAGCACUAUUGAGAACCAUGUACGAGAUUCAAAGGACAUCAUGUUUCAGAGGGCUAAAAAUGUUAUGUUGGAGCAGCUGGAAAACUUGAUGGUGCUGAUCCUGAGGGAACUGAUGCAAACAAUGCAGGAAUCAAUCGAGCUGUCACUCAAUACAGAUGGUGACUCAAUCCCAGACGUUUCAGAUGAGCUCCAGAUGGUGAAGAACCACUAUGAUGAACUGAAGGAAAGCUCAAUUGAAGCACCACCAUAUNUUGUCUCUCUGGUGGACGUUUCAGGUUUGCUCAGUGGAGAGAAUCAGCAGAUGCCUGAUCACCCACUGAAGGUCCCUGUGGGCACACUGAUCCCUCAGAGACAUGACACCUCUGGAUUUGAUGACGAAAAAGAAAAAGAAACCAAAUAG
Epinephelus moara (kelp grouper) is the source of this 4306-nucleotide messenger RNA. RefSeq names its product nuclear GTPase SLIP-GC-like. Bases 1478 to 4306 code for a protein of 942 amino acids. The transcript has 25 exons. NCBI's taxonomy places the organism in Eukaryota, Metazoa, Chordata, Actinopteri, Perciformes, Serranidae. Gene Ontology annotation, molecular function: GTPase activity. The record is from RefSeq and is a predicted model, not a curated record.